Arachis ipaensis is the source of this 2261-nucleotide messenger RNA. RefSeq lists its product as uncharacterized. NCBI's taxonomy places the organism in Eukaryota, Viridiplantae, Streptophyta, Magnoliopsida, Fabales, Fabaceae. The record is from RefSeq and is a predicted model, not a curated record. Gene Ontology annotation, cellular component: membrane. Gene Ontology annotation, molecular function: protein binding.
AUUAAUUCCAAAAUAAAGUCAUAUAAUUUCCACUAACAAACAUGUCGGUGACAAACGAAGUAACUAAAGAAGAAGAAGAAAUUGGAAUGGAACUGGCCGGAGCCGAUGAAGAACUGCGUGAAAAGCUAGCACAAUACACACUCGAAGGCAAUUGGGUUGAAGUAAAGAAGAUGUACCGCUCAAUCCCAAAGUCCCGCACCAUAACGGUUAACAAUUCUGAGGACACGGCGUUGCACGUGGCGGUGGAUUUGGACGAAGAAAAUGUUGUUAAAGAUCUUGUGAGUAUAAUCGUAGAGCAUGAGAAGAGUGCUCUGAAGAUAGGGAACAAGCACGGCGAUACACCUCUCCAUGUGGCGGCGUCCAGGGGGUUUGCGAGACUGUGCAAGUGCAUCAUAGGGGAGAAUGAGGAGAGGAUAGAGUUGAGGACACUGAAGAACAACAAUGGGGAGACACCAUUGUUUCUUGCUGCUUUGAAUGGGAACAAAAAAGCAUUCGCCUACCUCUCUCAAACUUUUCAUGAUCGUCACCAAAUUAUUUUGCCUCAUCUUGUGCGCGAUCAUGAUCAGGAUAGUAUUCUUCAUUGUGUUAUCGGGAGGGAAUAUUUCGAUUUAGCAGUGAUAAUAGCGGAUAAUUUUCCUAUGCUUACUACACUUCGAAAUAAGGAUGGAUUCACCCCUCUCAAAGUUCUUGCUACUAGGCCCUCGGCUUUCCCAAGUGGAAUCAAAUUUUCAUGGUGGAAGCGGAUCCUCUAUCACUGUAUUCUCAUAGAGCCACUGAAUGCUGAGCAUAGACUGAAGAAGAUUCGAGAAAAGAUGGAGGCUAAAUCCGAAGAAAAGUUCCCAAAGAAUUACGCCACAUUAUGGGACUUCAUUAGGAUAUGUUGGUGGGAAAAAGAUCAGGAAGCAGACAUAGAGAAAUCCAUUAAGAAUGAUGAUGACAGUCCAUUUUACCCACCAAAUUACGAAACGGUUCUCCAAAUUAUCAGUUCUAUAUACGUGCUCGUUUUUGGUCUCCACGGUGUCGCGGUAAAGGAAAUAAGAAAGACAAAGAAAAAACACAAAUGGAGUGGUCAAUUAUUGGACGCACUGAUGGAACGCCCUUACGAAGCAUUCGCAGGAAAGGCGGGAGAGCGACCCGAUCCUCGCGGAUGGGAUAUCCAACCUGAAGUCUAUGAUAUCGGAAGACGCCACGGGAAACAACAAGGUACUGACGAUGAAGAGACACCAUUUUUAUUGGCUGCGAGGAAUGGCAUAGUUGAAAUGGUGGUCAAGAUUCGACGUCUGAUACCAAGUGUCAUCCACAACACCAACUCAAAGAAGGAAAACGUGGUGCUGGUGGCAGUGAAACACAGACAACCGCAUGUUGUUGAGGCACUUAAAACAGAACUAAAAGAUGAAGUUUGGAAUACGUUGAUUCAGGCAGUGGAUGACGAUGACAACACACUUUUGCACUUAGCAGCACAAAAACAAGUAGGGAGCAAGCCUUGGAAUGUUGCUGGCACUGCCUUAGAAAUGAUGUGGGAUAUAAAGUGGUAUCAAUAUAUUAAGAGUCUUGUACCGCAACGUGUCUACUUUAGAAGCAACAAGGAGUCAAAGACAGCAGGGGAGAUCUUUCAGACAUCACACGAGAGUCUUGUGGAAAACGGCAGUGUGUGGUUGAAGGAAACAUCGCAAGCAUGCUCUGUGGUGGCGGCACUUGUUGCGGGUGUCUCCUUCGCCACAGCUAGCCAAUUCCCUGGUGGCACCAACGGUAAAGGCGAGCAGCAACUAGAAGGCGAAGCAGCGUUCCAUGCAUUCGCCAUGGCUUCCCUCGUCGGUCUUUGCUUCUCUGUGACAGGACUCAUAAUGUUCCUGUGCAUCCUCACAUCUCGAAAAGAAGCCAAAGAUUUUCGCAGGGCAUUGCCGCUGAAACUGCUUCUAGGGUUGAGUUCCCUCUUCGUCUCUAUUGUAGCCAUGGUUGUAUCUUUUUGCUCUGGCAAUUUCUUCAUCUUCAGUCGCAAGUAUGAGAGUUUCCUCAUCUCCUUCUAUGCAGCUACUUCCGUACCUUUCGCUCUCUAUGCCUUGGCACAGUUUCCGCUAUACUUUGAUCUUCUAAUUACGAUUAUCACUAGGGUGCCUUGGCCAAGUAAUAAAGCUGACAAUUUCUAAAGUUGUCAUAAUGUUCCAUUAUUCUUCUAUGUCAAUUUGGGCUUCCAUUCCUUGUGUAUGGGAGAAUGAAAAUUUUAAUCUUUAAAUUAACAAUGUUUCCGAGAUACUUUCAAU